This is a messenger RNA of Aspergillus candidus, 996 nucleotides long. RefSeq lists its product as uncharacterized. Lineage: Eukaryota; Fungi; Ascomycota; Eurotiomycetes; Eurotiales; Aspergillaceae. The record is from RefSeq and is a predicted model, not a curated record. The transcript is spliced from 3 exons. The coding region runs from base 66 to 902 and encodes 278 amino acids. Gene Ontology annotation, cellular component: EMC complex.
UUUGAACACGCUCCUCACCACCUCGUUUUUUGCCUAUCUCAGGUCCAAGGACUACUCAAAACAACAUGGCUCUCCCCAGCCCAUUCCGCUACCUCCUCCUCUUCAUCCUCGCAACAGCCACCCUAGCCUCAUCCCUCCUAACACUCACCAUCCCCUCCUCAAACGCCCUCCCAAACCCGCACACCCUCCCACCCGGAACCCACGCAACACUCACCUCCCUCCCCUCCUCCUCCUACAAUCCCACAGAAGGAGCCCACGACCAGGGACACAAAUCAACUGCCCCCCUUACCCGCUCCGCAACCUUCACCUUCCCCGCCCUCCCCAAAUCCUCCUCCCCAACAUCCUACCUCCUCGACAUCCGCUCCGCAGAGUACAUCUUCGCCCCCUACAGAGUCGACCUCGCUGCGGAUGGAUCCGUCCUCGGUAUCUGGGAGACCUUUCGCGGAAAUCCCUGGGAUAACCGUGGUGCGGAAAAAUUCCUCGCUGAUGUUUCUGCGCCGGCGUCUGGGAGGGAUGUCACCGUUGACGUGAAGGUGCUUGCUAGGAGGGGGCUUUAUGAGGAACGUUCCACGUUCUCGCCCUUGGCUCUGUUUAAGAAUCCGAUGAUUUUGCUGGCUUUGGUCGCUUUGGGGUUUACGUUUGGGAUGCCCAUGUUGAUGGAUAAUAUGGACCCCGAAAUGCGCGCCGAAUUCGAGAAGCAGUCUCGCGCCUCCCCUGUCUCCGGCGCUGCGAGAGGCGCCAUCGGUGGUGGUGGUGCCGCCCCCGGCAACUUUGAUCUCGCUGGGUGGAUGGCUGGUACCGGUAACAGGCCGGCGGCGGCUGCCCCUGGGACGGAGGCGGAAUCUUCUCAGGGUGGAGCUGCUACUGGGAGGGAAAACGGAGGUGCUACGCGGAGACGAUGAUCAACUUGAGGCGAUGGAAUGGUAUAUGUGUAUGGUGUGUUUUACAUGAUAUUGUGAACUUGUGGAUCCAGACGGACGAUCAACUUAUUUGUAC